This is a messenger RNA of Pediculus humanus corporis (human body louse), 3312 nucleotides long. RefSeq names its product Endoprotease FURIN, putative. The coding region runs from base 1 to 3312 and encodes 1103 amino acids. Gene Ontology annotation, molecular function: serine-type endopeptidase activity. Gene Ontology annotation, biological process: protein processing. The transcript is spliced from 14 exons. The record is from RefSeq and is a predicted model, not a curated record. Gene Ontology annotation, cellular component: trans-Golgi network; Golgi membrane. NCBI's taxonomy places the organism in Eukaryota, Metazoa, Arthropoda, Insecta, Psocodea, Pediculidae.
AUGAACGUCGGACCUGCAUGGCAAAAAGGAUACACCGGAAAAGGUGUAGUCAUAUCCAUAUUGGAUGAUGGCAUUCAAACGAAUCACCCGGAUUUAGCUUUCAAUUACCACAGAGGAGCUAGCACUGAUAUUAAUGAUAACGACGAUGAUCCGAUGCCAAGAGAUAAUGGAGACAAUAAACAUGGAACUAGAUGUGCUGGAGAAGUUGCCGCCGUUGCUUUCAAUGAUUUUUGCGGUAUAGGAGUUGCUUAUAAUGCGAGCAUAGGAGGUGUAAGAAUGUUAGAUGGAACCGUUAAUGAUGCCGUGGAAGCAAAAGCUCUCGGUUUAAAUCCGGACAUUAUUGAUAUAUAUAGCGCAUCUUGGGGACCCGAAGACGAUGGGAAAACUGUCGAUGGACCAGGUCCACUUGCGAGAAGAGCUUUUAUUUACGGCGUUACAAAUGGACGAAAAGGAAAAGGUUCGAUUUUUGUUUGGGCAUCCGGAAACGGUGGAAGACAUACGGAUUCGUGUAAUUGCGAUGGUUACACAAAUAGUAUAUUUACUCUAUCUAUAAGUUCGGCAACCCAGGGUGGUUUUAAACCUUGGUAUUUAGAAGAAUGUUCUUCGACAUUAGCAACAACUUAUAGUUCGGGAACUCCCGGACAUGAUAAAAGUGUCGCCACCGUCGAUAUGGAUGGAAAACUUAGACCCGAUCAUAUUUGUACCGUCGAACACACGGGUACUUCAGCCUCCGCUCCCCUCGCUGCCGGAAUCUGUGCCUUGGCUCUCGAAGCAAAUCCUCAUUUAACGUGGAGAGACAUGCAAUACCUUGUUUUACUUUCAUCUCGUCCCGGUCCACUUGAAAAAGAAUCUGGAUGGGCGGUUAAUGGAGUGAAAAGAAAAGUAAGUCAUAAAUUUGGAUACGGUCUCAUGGACGCUGCUGCUAUGGUAAAUUUAGCGGAACAAUGGACAACAGUUCCGCCGCAGCACAUUUGUAAAUCACAAGAAAUAAACGAAGAAAGAAAAAUAGAACCGAUCCAUGGAAAAACUCUCCAGCUUCACAUGGACGUUAACGGAUGUAGCGACACGGUGAACGAAGUUCGGUUUUUGGAACACGUUCAGUGUAAAAUUUCUUUAAGAUUUUUGCCAAGAGGAAAUUUACGUAUAUUAUUAACUUCACCUAUGGGGACUACGUCCACGCUUUUAUUCGAAAGGCCCAGAGACGUGGCAGCAUCAAAUUUUGACGAUUGGCCAUUUUUAAGCGUACACUAUUGGGGUGAAAAAGCCGAGGGUAGAUGGACUUUACAAAUAAUCAAUACCGGAAACAGACACCUUAAUCAACCGGGUAUAUUGAAAAAAUGGCAAUUGAUUUUUUACGGUACCGUUACAAAUCCCAUCAGACUUCGUUCUCCAGCAUCGAAACCUUUUGCGUUUCCACGUCCUCAAGAACAACCCUAUUACUUGAGUAGUGGUUUUAAUCAUUUUCAAAAUUAUCCGAAUAUUUAUAGCGGACAAGGAAGUGAAAUUAAAUCCACGGCAGUUUCGCCAUUCGGUAAGUAUUUCACAAUAUUCAAAUCAUCUUCUGACGAAAAACUCGACGAUCUUCAAGAUAAUUUGAUUAAUGGAGAUGAUAAAAGUGGAAUAAAAGUACUCCUUCACAAUAAUUGCGAUCCGGAAUGCGAUUCGCAAGGUUGCUACGGUAAAGGACCCACGCAAUGCGUCAGUUGUAAACAUUAUCAGUUGGACAACACUUGCGUGAGCAGGUGUCCUCCGAGAAGUUUUCCAAGUCAGGGAGGAGCUUGUUGGCCGUGUCACGAAUCGUGCGAAACAUGCGCAGGACCAGGACAAGAUUCUUGUUUGAAAUGCGCUCCAGCUCAUUUGAGAGUCACGGAUUUGGCCGUUUGCAUACAACAAUGUCCAGAUGGUUACUACGAAAAUUCCGAACAGAACACUUGCGUUCCCUGUCAACCGAAUUGUGCAUCUUGCGUCGAUCGUCCCGAUUAUUGUACAAGUUGCGAUCAUCAUUUGGUCAUGUUCGAUAAUAAAUGUUAUGCAGCUUGUCCGAUAUAUUCGUACGAAACGGAAGAUUACAAUUGCGCAUCUUGUCAUUCGUCUUGCGAAACUUGCAACGGAUCCAGCGAAACACAAUGCAUUACUUGCAAACGUGGAAGAUAUUCGUUUAACGGACAAUGUUUAACGACUUGUCCUCUUGGACAUUACGCUAAUAAAAAAAGAAAAGAGUGUCUUAGUUGUCCGAGAGGUUGCGAAACGUGUAGCAAUUCUCUAUGUUUAACUUGCGAGAAAGACUGGACGUUAAAUAAAAAAGGAAAAUGCGUGCCCAUUGGUAGCGUCAAAUGUGAUUCCUCCGAAUAUUUCGAUGGGUCACAUUGCCGACCGUGCCAUUCCACUUGUGAGACAUGCGCAUCCGGAGGAGAAGAAGGAUGUUUGUCUUGCACUUCUUCGCUCCUUUUACAAAACGGCAAAUGCCUACAAGGGUGCCUAGACGGUACUUACAUGGAACAAGGACAAUGCGUACCUUGUUUGCACACAUGCAAAUCAUGCGUAUCUAGAUUGAAUUGUACUUCUUGCGAGACAGGUCUUCAAUUACAAAGUGGCGAAUGUAGAUCCGUGUGCGCCGACGGAUACUACAGCGAUCGAGGAGUUUGUGCUAAGUGUUACCUUUCUUGUAAAACCUGCUCAGGUCCAAGACGUGAUCAUUGCAUAACGUGCCCAGCCGGUUGGCAAUUAGCCGCCGGUGAAUGUUAUCCAGAAUGUCCGGAAGGUUUUUUCAAAGCUAAAUACGGAUGUCAAAAAUGUCAUCAUUUUUGCAGAACCUGCGAAGGUGAAGGACCGCUACAGUGCACAUCAUGUCCUCCACAUUACAUGCUCGAUGGAGGACUAUGUAUGGAAUGCAUAGGAUCCCAAUAUUACGAUCCUCCAACACAACUAUGCAAACCUUGUCACGAAUCCUGCCAUAUGUGUAGCGGUCCCGGAGCAUUUUCCUGUUUAGCUUGUUUGUUUCCCCUACAUUUAGAUUCUCAAAACAAUCAAUGCGUUGCUUGUUGUACACAAUCCGAACAGCAAAAUUGUUGUCAUUGCGACAAGGAAACAGGAAAUUGCAUAAAUUCAAGUCCAGCCGGAAAAAGAAGGAUAGCCGCAAGCGCCGAACCCGGUGAAUAUUCAUCACAAACUAAAAGAGCACAAAAUUCAUUGGCUCUAAAUUCCGUUACCGCCGUCGCCGUAGCUUUUUGCGGAACAAUAGUUUUACUUUUCGGAAUUAUAUUUACAAUUUUACAAGUAAAAAAAAAAAAAAACACCAACACAAAUUAUUAA